GGGACGGCUCCGGCAGCCUCUCUAAUGCUGGGUGUCACACAGCGGUGCCACCAUUCGGGUCCUGAGUGUCACGAGCAGAGGACACGGCGAGCCGAGAGCAGCAGAAAGCCCAAAACAACCCCUCCAUGUGCGUCCCGGCGAGGAGGAAGAUGAGAUAAAGCUCCUCAGAUGGAGGCCACAUCCACCAGCCUCAAGAGGAUGAAGUUUGGGAAGCUGAAGGUGGUACGCCGGCACUUGCUGCAGAGGUACGAGCACCAGCCCUUCAUCUCCUGCCUGGCGGGUUUCUACAGCUGCCGCUGGAAGCGGUACCAACGCAGAAGGACCGAGCCUGGGAAAUGCUGCUGCAAGACGCGGGAAUGCGUGUUUUUCCCAUUGCUCGUUGGGGCUUUCUGCUUUUCUCUCGUCUUCCUGUACAUGUGGGGUGAAGCGAAAAAUGACUACAACAACUUUGACUGGUAUAACUAUGGGAACCUGGGCUUCUGGUUCCUCUGGUCUCUUGUUCUCCUGGUAGUGGCUGCGAUCCUGUUCAUGUACAUCGCGCUGUUGUUGGUCCUAGCGAUGUGUUUGCUUGCAGAAGGUCAGCAGCUGUACCUGCACUGGAGUCACAAGAUUGGGACUUUUCUUGUCCUGGGCUUCUCUAUCACAGCCCUCUUCAUAUUAUCUGUACUCUGGGGAGAUCAGUGGAAAACAGUCCGCCUCUCGUUCCAGAUCACAGCCCCCUAUCUCCACAUAGGGGCAAUAACCAUCAUGGUCCUCCUCUCCUGGCCCAUGGCUCUGUAUGCCAUCAGAGCAGAUAAGAAAGUUGUUCAGGUGGUAAUUGUUGGUCCAUACCUGGCUAUCCUUCUCUUUCUUUUCUUGAUACCUCUGGGGAUGUACUCGCCUUGCAUCAGAGAGGUGGGGACACUUGGACCAAAGCCAGCCCUCAUUGGACACCGCGGAGCACCCAUGCUGGCACCAGAAAACACAGAGAUGUCAUUUCAGAAGACAAUUGAACAUGGUGGGGAUGGUCUUGAAACAGAUGUCACCAUUAGCUACGAUGGCAUUCCUUUCCUCAUGCAUGACAGCAGCUUGAGGAGGACAACCAACGUCAGGGAGGUCUAUCCCAAUGACACUGCUCAAAACGCAGCCUUGUUCUCCUGGGAUGCCCUGAAGGAGUUGAAUGCUGGAGCAUGGUUCCUUAAGGACAAACCCUUUUCAUGCAUGGGCUCACUGUCAAGGGCAGAUCAAAUGCAGGCAAUGAAUCAGUCAAUUUACAAGCUAAGUAAUUUCUUGCGCCUCGCAGACAGUCAGAAUAAACUUGUCAUCUUUGAUCUCUACCGCCCUCCAGAGAAACAUCCUUACAGGCACUCGUGGAUCAACAGAACCCUGGAAGUCAUCCUCAACGAGUCGGGGAUUAGACCCCAUCUGGUCCUAUGGCUGGAGAAUGAUAUGAGGUCCUUUGUUCACUCUGUUGCUCCCGGGUUUCAGCAGACAAUGGGCACUAAAGCCCCAGUUGAAGACCUAUUGAUGGACAAUAUUGUCAAACUCAAUCUGGCCUACACUGAAAUGUCCAGUGAAGAUAUCCGGAAAUACGCGGAGGCAAACAUCACCACCAACCUCUAUGUGAUCAAUGAGCCGUGGCUCUUCUCCCUGGCGUGGUGCUCGGGGGCACACUCUGUGACCACUAAUGCCGUCCACACGCUGAAGAAUCUCAGCCAGCCCCUCUUCCUCAUGACGCCGCAGCAGUACAACAUCAUGUGGAUCCUGACGGACCUGGCCUCUGUGCUCCUCAUCUCACUCAUCUUCGCUCUGCACUGGUGGCGAGAGAGGAGUUUCUCCUGCUGUGCCCACGAUGGUGGCUCGAUGCUGGAGAGCGGCACCUACAACAAGUUCAGGACAGAGCUCAGCAACAUGCCUGCUGUCGUGGCCUGACAGGGGCAAGGAGGAGGCGCAGACCUGCUGUCUCGCAGAGGAUCGGAGAGCGAAGCCUGCCCAGAGGGUCUGCCUGGCAAGGAGGAGCCAUUUCCCAUGCCUGGCAGGGGUUCCCGGGGUGCAGGGGAGCACGGAUGGGGCUGUGUCCAUGAUGAAGCUGUGCACCAUGGUGAAAGGAUUAAAAUUCCCCGGCAGCAUUCGUGUAGGAAGCACCAUUUCCCCCUGAGCCCACUGCUAUCUCAUCCUGUAGGCCCUCCUGCAGCGUGCAAGCCCUCUGUUUGUGCAGCUUUGUUUUAUCCUCGCUGCAAACACCCUCUGGUCCUCCUUGCCCUUGGCUACCCACAUUUCUCCAGCCUCCUGUCCACCAUCUCCCUUCCUCCUCUCAGGUCUUCUCCAGCCCCAGGAGCUCGCCAGCCCCACCACGAUGGUCGAGUGCUGCUGGGUGGCCCACCAGGGUCUGUGCCUCUCCAUAACACAGGCAGGGACAGCUCAGAUUUUCCUUUUCCCCUCCUCAAGCCCUGCCAUAAACCCAAAUGGGACAGGCUUCACCCUGGCUGUAUGCGAGGGAGUAUUUUCCACAGAUGUUAAAGGAUUUCUUGGUGCCUUGGCCACGUAACCACCGGGACAAUAACCAGGAGCACAACACGUUUCUUCAUGGAGCUGGGCGUGAGCUGGCUCCACGAGGUGUCCAGUUUGCUUUUCCCUUGGGAAGGGCUUUGUUACCUGCUCUGCAUCCUGGCAUUUAUUCCGAUUUUCGUUUCUCCUGGUGGCUGCUGGCACGUAUGGGGGAGGAAUUCCACGCCCAUGCAAGGGAGGUGUGAGCAUCUCCGGGUUUAAGCCAUACAUUUCUACUUGAACAGAUAAUAAAACACUUUUUUUUUUCUUUUGUAAAUUGUAAGUGAUGUUUUAAAUACAGUUUGGCUCUCCAA
Messenger RNA from Anas platyrhynchos (mallard), 2840 nucleotides. RefSeq names its product glycerophosphodiester phosphodiesterase domain containing 4 (gene GDPD4). The record is from RefSeq and is a predicted model, not a curated record. NCBI's taxonomy places the organism in Eukaryota, Metazoa, Chordata, Aves, Anseriformes, Anatidae. Gene Ontology annotation, biological process: lipid metabolic process. Gene Ontology annotation, cellular component: membrane. Gene Ontology annotation, molecular function: glycerophosphodiester phosphodiesterase activity.